UUCCAAAGGUUACCAAACAACUCAGCGUUUCAUUCGAUGGAGGUAGGGCCUUUAUAGCUGUUCAGCUGGCGUGUUUUUACUAGCUUUAGGCAAUACGAUCGAUGGCCUGGAGACAGUAAACGUAAACUGGAGGAUGUGUGCGUGUUUGGGAGCUACAGAUCGCGUUUAAAAACGCUAUGGCAGUGUGCAAAAGUCGUGCUUACACCUCAGCAGACGUGGCUAGCUCCUCGAGUAUAGCCAUGUUUGCUAGUGACUUUCACACGAGUCGGCAUGCCUGUCCACCGGCCGAAAACACAUCACCUGACAGACCGAUCGGCUAUGGAGCUUUUGGAGUUGUUUGGUCUGUCACGGAUCCACGAACCGGCAAGCGAGUGGCUUUGAAGAAAAUGCCGAAUAUUUUUAAGAAUAUAACAUCGGCAAAGAGAGCCUAUCGUGAACUGAAGAUGCUGUGUUGUUUCAAUCACGAUAACGUCCUAUCAAUUCAAGACAUAGUUCACCCUGGACCAAUCGAUCAUUUUCAAGAAAUAUAUAUUGUCACUGAACUAAUGCAAUCUGAUUUACAUAAAAUCAUUGUAUCUCCACAACCAUUAAGCAUGGACCAUGUCAAAGUUUUUCUUUAUCAAAUUUUAAGAGGUUUAAAAUAUCUACAUUCAGCUGGUAUAUUACACAGAGAUAUCAAACCAGGAAAUUUAUUAGUCAAUAGUAACUGUCUGUUGAAGAUAUGUGAUUUUGGUUUGGCAAGAAUCGAGGAACCAGAUGAGAGUGUCAUGAUGACACAGGAGGUGGUAACUCAAUAUUACCGUGCCCCAGAACUACUUGCUGGUGCCAAUCAUUAUUCCUCUGCAGUUGAUAUUUGGUCUGUCGGAUGUAUUUUUGCUGAGUUGAUGAGCCGCAAGAUUCUUUUUCAAUCUGCAAGUCCUGUUCAACAGUUGAACAAAAUAGUCAGUUUGCUAGGAACCCCGAGUAUUCAGGAUCUGAAUGAUGCCAAAGCAAGCAGUGGGGCCAUCACAUAUCUCCUGUCUAAACAUCAUAAACCACACAAUCUUCCCUCAUUGUAUAAUCUAUCACACUUGGCCACACAUGAAUCUAUUCAUCUCUUAUGUCGAAUGCUUGUGUUUAAUCCGACAAAGAGGAUCAGCUGCAGCGAUGCACUUUCACAUCCGUACCUUGAAGAUGGCAGGCUGAGAUAUCAUUCCUGCAUGUGCAGCUGUUGUUUCAAUAAUGUCUCUGGGAGGCAUUACUCUUCAGAACUUGACCCUAGUGCUUGUCAACCAUUUGAUGAUAGCUAUGAAAAUGGUCUCUAUACUGUGCCACAAGUCAGAGAAAAAAUCUACCAGUUCAUGAGGGAAAGACAGAAACACCAAGUUCCACUCUGCAUCAACAUGAAUUCUCCUGCAUUUAAAAGCUUUAAAAGGUCAACUGUUGCAUCACAACCAGAGACAUCAGACUCUCCUCAAAUGUGGUAAGGCUGUUAUUGAACUGGACUCCACACACACAACUUUAGACACCCGGGUAAUCCCGCACAUCAAAGAUAUUGUUAUCUGUCAUCCAGACAAGACUGCUCCCAGACCAGGCCAGACAAGGAGAAAGAAGUUAUGGAUGUUGUUUAAAUGCUUCCAUCCAUGACUUGAAUUGAAAUGAUCUGGUAUUCGGGUGUUGUGGUUGCUGAAACUAUGGAACAUGUAGUUUCAGUGAAAAUAGAGCACGGCAUUCUUGUGUUCAUCAAUUUAAAUCAAGAAACUGUGCUUCCUUAAGUUUCCAAAGAUAUUUGUCAAUGUUUCAAAAUGAAAUUCUCUCCAACUCUUCCAAAUUCACCGAGAUUUAUCACAUCUACCUUGAAGUAGCAGUCAAAUUUUAUCAAACAUGAAACAAAUGCACACAUACACCGUGGAGAAAUCGUGUAUAUAACCAAUCAUAGUUUGAAAACCAAUUCAUCUUUUUACUAUCGUUUCAUCUCGCUCUACUCAAGAAUUUUAUCGUCUAUAGCAGUGUCAUAUUUUUAUGGUUCCACAACUUUUGCUACGGUUGCUAGUCUACUUUCAGUUUGGAAGAAAAACAAAUGAAAAAUGUGGUUUCUAUCGAACUAGCAUGCAGUCUUACGGUUAAAGAGUGUGGGGAUAAAAUUCAGUUGAAGAUGUAGUUCAAAGUGCUGUCUUGUAAUUUUGAAAAACAUCUCUGAAUCUUUCUUCGUGAAGUAAAGUGAAUCUAGCAAAAUUGACUCUGCUUGUACAGUACUUAAUGUGAUUAAUAAUUUAAUGGAUUUGUAUUUUGCAAAGAAGAAAAUUUUAUGGAAAUAAUUAUUCGGCUAGCUGUAGUUUCCUGGUCUAUUUAUUUAUUUAUUUUUGACUAUGGAUUAUCAUUUUUAAAAACCAGGAAAAAAUGGAAAAUUUUUGUUUUCU
Messenger RNA from Dendronephthya gigantea, 2399 nucleotides. Its product is annotated as serine/threonine-protein kinase NLK-like. Gene Ontology annotation, cellular component: nucleus; cytoplasm. The coding region runs from base 177 to 1466 and encodes 429 amino acids. NCBI's taxonomy places the organism in Eukaryota, Metazoa, Cnidaria, Anthozoa, Malacalcyonacea, Nephtheidae. The transcript is spliced from 13 exons. Gene Ontology annotation, biological process: intracellular signal transduction; protein phosphorylation. The record is from RefSeq and is a predicted model, not a curated record. Gene Ontology annotation, molecular function: MAP kinase activity; ATP binding.